Anguilla anguilla (European eel) is the source of this 1198-nucleotide messenger RNA. It is a transcript of the gene borcs8, whose product is annotated as BLOC-1 related complex subunit 8. The coding region runs from base 17 to 511 and encodes 164 amino acids. NCBI's taxonomy places the organism in Eukaryota, Metazoa, Chordata, Actinopteri, Anguilliformes, Anguillidae. Gene Ontology annotation, cellular component: BORC complex. The record is from RefSeq and is a predicted model, not a curated record. The transcript has 5 exons.
UUUAAGUCGAACCCUUAUGGUACAGUACAGGGAAGUCUUCAGUGAGCAAAACAAAAGCAAGCUAGCUAGCUCUAUAGAUUUCCUCUCAUUACACAGAAGUCAGACAUCUAGUUAUUUACUCAGUAUGGAAGAUCAGGAGAUGCAACUCAAAGUAAAACGAGUAACGGAUAAAUUUACGGAAAGCAUGUACGUGUUGGCCAACGAACCAUCGGUGGCACUUUAUCGUUUGCAAGAACACGUGAGGAGGUCACUGCCGGAGCUCGUGCAGCAUAAAACCGAUAUGCAGAGCUGGGAGGAACAGAGUCAGGGAGCCAUUUACACUGUGGAGUAUGCAUGCAGUGCAGUGAAAAGUAUGACAAACAGCAGCCUCUACUUCAAAAGCAUUGAGGGACUGCUCCGCCAGACCAUCAGCAUGAAAGACCACAUUAGCGCUACCCAAGGGCGCAGGAAGAGAGCCGUGGAAGGCACCGGGCUGAAGGAGGGGGGAGAGAGGCACGGCUCUGGGGUCUGAAAGAUACUCCAGCUCCAGAGGACCAACAGCGGCAAACCUGGCAGCCAUCCCCAGGCACAGUGGAGCACUCCACCACUCUUAAGCACCAUCUGAAUUAUCCACCAGCCAAGCACCAGAAUAGAGAACCGCUUUCCCGGAAUGUUUCGCCACCUCUCUUGUGUGUGAGUGAGAGAAAGCAUACACUUGAAUGGGUAUUGAGAUGCAUGCCACUUAUAGGUGGUGAUUGAGGUGAGCCUCCCUCCUUUACAAUUAAGUACUUUGAAAUCAAUGAAAGGCCCCAUAUACUGUAUAUCCAGUUGAUUGUUCUUGCUCAGUUUGUUUUGAAGUGUUUGUGUUAAGUUCAGUUAAAGGCAGGGGACGUCCUUAAAAUGGCUGUGGUGUCCGAAUUGGUUUGACAUUCAUUCAUGCAGUCUUGCAGUGUUUUGGGAUUACUGAUGGCAGAACAGCAUUAAGUUACUCACAGUUACCUCAUUGUUUGGACUUUGGUGGAGGGUUUGGUGAGUAAAUCUGCUUUAGCCAGAUCAACAUUAGUAUUUGUACAGUUAUUUAUAAACUUAAGGACUGGAGUUUUAUUGAAUGUUUUAACCUGUGUAUAUUGCAAAGAAAAUCAACGAAUGCUUUGUUUAUAUGUGUAUGUUUACUUACAUUGUGCAUUUAUUAAUAAAAAACAUGCCAAAAGUACAAGUA